Messenger RNA from Plectropomus leopardus (leopard coralgrouper), 1278 nucleotides. NCBI's taxonomy places the organism in Eukaryota, Metazoa, Chordata, Actinopteri, Perciformes, Serranidae. The record is from RefSeq and is a predicted model, not a curated record.
GUUCUGAGGUCAAAAAACAGCCGAAAAAGAAGCCUCGCAAGCACGGCGGUCUGUCGGGUACGAGCUCGGACGAGAGCCAGUCGGAUGAGUCGGACAGAGAGUCCGCGAAAGACAGCGACGACAGUUUCAAAUCCGUCAGCUCAGGGGACGAAGACGACGAUUUCAACCCGUUCAGAGACGAGUCCGAUGAUGACGAGGAAGAUGAUCCAUGGCUCAUCAGAAAGGAACCAAAGAAAGGAAAAGAGAAGAAGAAGAAAAAGAGAAGGAAGAGUAUCGAUCCAGACUCCAUUCAAAGUGCCUUGUUAGCCUCUGGGCUGGGCUCCACCAGGCCCACCUUCACUGCCCCCGUUAUCCCCCCCAGCACACCUGCCACAGUCAAAGCAGAGAGUCAGGAGAGCUGCCUCACGAGUCAGGACGCAGUGGAACACGCUCAGCAAAUGAAGAAAGAGCUGCUGGAAAAACUGGAGGAACUGGCCGAGAAUCUACCUCCCAACACUCUGGACGAGCUCAUAGAUGAACUGGGAGGACCCGACAACGUAGCUGAGAUGACCGGUCGUAAAGGUCGUGUGGUCAGUAACGACGACGGCAGCAUCACGUAUGAAUCUCGCUCUGAGCUGGACGUUCCCGUGGAAAUCCUCAAUCUCACAGAGAAGCAGAGGUUCAUGGAUGGAGAGAAGAACAUCGCCAUCAUCUCUGAAGCCGCCAGCUCAGGUAUUUCCCUGCAGGCCGAUCGUCGAGUCAAGAACCAGCGGCGGAGAGUCCACAUGACGCUGGAGCUGCCGUGGAGCGCCGACAGAGCGAUACAGCAGUUCGGGAGAACUCACAGGUCAAACCAGGUCACCGCUCCAGAAUACGUCUUCCUCAUAUCGGAGCUCGCAGGAGAGCAAAGAUUCGCAUCCAUCGUUGCCAAAAGACUAGAAAGCCUGGGUGCUCUCACUCACGGAGACAGAAGAGCGACAGAAACUCGAGAUCUCAGCAGGUUUAACUUCGACAACAAAUACGGCAGAAACGCUCUGGAAAUCGUGAUGAAGUCGAUCGUGAAGCUCGAUUCUCCGUUAGUGUCUCCGCCCUCCGACUUUAAAGGAGAUUUCUUCAAAGAAAUUCAGAGCGGAUUAAUAGGUGUGGGCCUCAUAAAUUUGGAGGACAGAUCAGGUGCAAUGUCAUUAGAUAAAGGUAAGUUUAAAACUGUUAAAACGAACAACAUCGCAACUAGGGAUGCACGACAUGCAUCGGGUCGAUAAAUUGUCAGCCAAUAAUGGAAAAUUGAUUAUUCUGAUA